AUGAAAGUUUUUAGCUUUUUAACCAUCUCUGCUAUUUCUGCAAGACGAGAUAAAAAGGAAAAGACCGAGGGUCGGUCGUUUUUUGACUCGGGUGAAAGUCGUUCCACUGAAUUUUUUGACUGUGGGGGUGUCACUGAGUUCACCAAGGAAAUGACGAGUCUUGAGAUUACGUCGCCUGCCGAUCCAAACGAUGCGACGGUGUAUCCAGACAAUACGUAUUGCGAAUGGCUUCUACAGGAUGACUGUGCUGACAGCUUCACGAUCAAGACAAUCAAAUUCGAUAUUGAAGGUCACACAAGAUGCACUUGGGACUACCUUGCAUUUGCAACUCAAGAUGAAACUUUCAACGCUACUUACUGCAAUGAUGACAACGAUUAUUACUCCUACUCCUCUAGCGACUCAUCGGAAGUCAUCGGAUUUCACGCACUCGAAGAAGGCAGCGAAGUCAUCAUUCCUGGAAACAGAAUCAGCAUCACUUUCCUUACUGACGAAUCGGUACAACACGAGGGAUUCCAGAUUUUGGUCAUUCCAAAUCGCCCAGAAGACUCUGAAUGCAGCGCCAACCAGUGGGAGCCGGAUUGCAUCUUUCCAUACAACAGUGAUGGGUCUGUCAUGAUGAAAACCUGGCCGCUCUGGCAGAAUCUUGACGGCCAAACCGUGUCCGUAGAUAAACUUGUCCCAAUUUCGAACUACGCGCACUCCUUUGAAAAACAUCCAGAUGAAGAUAGAGACGACUUCAUUAACAGAUGUGCAGCUAGAUGCGUUGACACUCCAGGAUGUUUCAAAUUCAAAUUUAUUCCUCUAGGCCAGGAAUCUUGUGAUCUUCGAGGAAACAAGAUGGAAGAGCCAACAAUUUUCGCUCAUGCGCUAACCGGAGAAGACUGCCCUUCCGACCCGGCGAAUCGCCUUUGGAGAGAUCGUAAAGCAACAACUCAAGUUUUCUGCCACUUUUCUGGAGUUGAUGACGCGCUUUGGUAUUUGGACUAUCUCAGAGCGACGAAUCCACAAAUGACGAAAUGGGAGGUUACUCCUGUCGCCGCACAUAAUGGCGCUGUUCAAACGCGAAAAAUGACGAGAAGAUGGACGUUUUCUGAAGCAACAGAGCGACCGACAAACUGGGGACACUGGUACACCUUCGUCACUACCAUCUUCUUCCGAGACUAUCUCGUCCCGGUCAACGCUACAGCGACAGAUGCGAGAAAAAGAAGGCAGACAGACGAUGAUGAGGAACUCCUCGCCCUUGCGAAUCAAGAAGUUCAAGACUUCAUCGCAAAUCUGAACAUAGGAGAUGACGUAGAAGUGCUCGAAACUGAAGUUUCGGAGAUCAAACUUGAAAGCUUAGAACCAAUCGAGGAUACCGACACGAAUCAGAUGGUCUAUGCAUACAGCACGAUGAGCGAACUUCUCGACUCGACUAUGACAGCCGAAGGAACAAGAAGGCAGUCUUUCAAAAUGAAGCAAUUCAGCCGAGUCAUUCGCAGAUUCUCCUGGAUGUACGAGCAUUCUUACGACUCUGUCUCCUGCGACUAUCCAACAGAGUCAGUUCCCCACCGAAAAAUUGACGGCCCCUACGAUCGAUGA
Molecule: messenger RNA, 1581 nt
Organism: Oikopleura dioica
Lineage: Eukaryota; Metazoa; Chordata; Appendicularia; Copelata; Oikopleuridae
Source: the annotation of a GenBank genome assembly